CAUAUACGUAUUGAACCCCACCUCUUUAAGGAAUACCUGGGAUAGGAUAAAGUAAUCCUUCUACCCCCCCUUACCCCAUUUAUUAAUGACAUUUUUACAUUAACACAAUUAGAUUUAAGAGGUACAAUUGAUUUUCUUCAUGCUUAUUAUAACGAAUCCAUUCGACUCAGUUGCACGACGUCAUCUAUUUGGGCACCAGGCGUGUCGGUAUAGCCUCUCCCCGGGCCGGAACUGACUGCGGAACUGCUUCGGACACAAAUUAAAAAUGCCAGAUGUCACGGUGUAUUGGUCAUGUUCGUUGUUUUUUAUUUCAAUUUUGCGUCCAGGGAUCGCGGCAGAAGUGUCCUUGUGGAAUGUCGACAUCAACUCAUCACAAAAUGCCGUCUUCAGGAAGACGUUGUAUGCCAACACAACCAUCUUCAUGAGGUUCCAGGGCGACUUGGCUUUAUGUGAUCCCACCCUGGCCUUCAACAUCAGCUGGUACCUCCGUUCCUCUAUCUGCUACAAUGAAGUCUUUAAUACUCCAGACAACAAGGCCCUGAGUAUGUUUGGUCUGGACAACAUGCUGAAGGAGGACUGGAGAGGUUCCUACAGCCAGGGAUACAUGUAUUUCGAAAACUGCUCUGUCCUCCUCCUACCCAAGGUGUACUACACUGACUUCAGCCCCCAUCAACCCCUCACCAGCCCACAGAGCGAGGAAGGCAGGCCUUCCAAUCAGAGCGCUCCACAGGGGUGGCUGGAAAAGCCGGAUGUAGGUGCCGUGGCCAAGGCGUGGUCCGAUAGCCCCUAUCUGUUUAUAGUGAAGGUACAGCCGCAGCAGCGCCCUGGAGCAGAGGAGGAGGAAGCUAAUGAUGUCCAGGGAAACUUGGCCUUAAUCAUGACCGUGGAGAUGAAGGGGCCUCGUGAAUACUCCUCCCCUGCAGACUGGCCUCUUAUGAUGUUCUACAUGGUGAUGUGUAUAGUGUAUGUGUUCUUCGGGGCGCUCUGGCUUUUCUGGUCGGCCUGUUACUGGAGGGAUCUGUUGAGGAUCCAGUUCUGGAUCGGAGGAGUCAUCAUCCUGGGCAUGCUGGAGAAAGCAGUCUUCUAUUCUGAGUACCAGAGCAUCGGCUACAGAGGAGACUAUGUCCAAGGUGCCGUGAUCUUUGCUGAGCUGCUGUCUGCUCUGAAGAGAUCUCUGGCUAGGGUCCUGGUGCUCAUUGUCAGUUUGGGCUACGGCAUCGUCAAACCCAGGCUGGGCACCACAGUCCACCGGCUGGCAGCAGUGGGUCUACUCUACCUGCUCUUCUCCUCUGUGGAGGGAGUGCUGCGCGUCACAGGAGGUUUCUAUGGGACUGUAGCCCUGGUGGCUAACCUGAGUCUCUCUCUCAUUGACUCCUGUGUCAUGUGGUGGAUCUUCAUAAGCCUGUCCCAGACCACUCGUCUUCUGAAGCUGCGUAGGAACGUGGUGAAGCUGUCUCUAUAUCAGCAUUUCACCAACACGCUCAUCUUCUCUGUCCUGGCUUCUAUAAUCUUCAUCAUCUGGACGACCAAAGUGUUUAAGCUGGUGGACUGCCAGACGGGCUGGAGGGACUUGUGGGUAGACGAUGCGUUCUGGCGUCUCCUCUUCUCCACCAUCCUCCUGGUCAUCAUGGUGUUGCUGCGACCCUCCGCCAACAGCCAGAGGUUCUCCCAUUCCCCUCUGAUCGAUGAAGACGAUGAGGAGGAUGAAGCAAAGGAACCCAUGCUGAAUGAAGCCUUUGAGGGGGUGAAAAUGAGAGGCACCAAGGCUGAGACUAACGGAUCCCAGUCACAGAAACUACUGAGUAAAGAGGAUGAGGACCUGAAGUGGGUCGAGGAGAACAUUCCCACAACUGUUGCUGACGUAGCUCUCCCAGUAAUGCUUGACGAGGAGGAGGAAAUUCUGAAAACCAAGAUGGAGAGAUCCAAAAUGGAAUGACCGAGUGGGGGGGGUUUCACUGAGGCAGCCAUUGAUGGAGUUAAAUGAAAUGACACAUCAGAUCCAAUAUUUAUGUACAACACUUUUUUUUUUUUAAUGUUCCUUCAUUCGGAGCUCUGCCAUGCAGCCUCUAAUAAACUCUAUGGAUGUACCAAAUGUCACUCUAUUCCCUGUGUAGUGCACUACUUUUGUUUCCUUUUAUAGUGCACUACUUUAGACCAGGGCCUACAUAGUGCGCCAGUCGGCCAUGAUGCUGUAUCCUCAGAGAGAUAGGAGUGACAAGUCGACGGAUAUAGAGCCAAUAGUAUCUCCUUUCUCUUGAAGUGUACACUCGUUCACUACCGCCCAUAAUAAAUCUAAACGCAUUGGAUUGGUGGAGGCAUGGACUAGUUUCCACCCAUUUUCCUUUCAAAUCAGUGAAGGGAAGUGAACAAGUGCACACUUUGGGAGGAAGGAGAGAUCAUUGGGACAUAGCCAGGGAGGGAGGGAGUUGAGUGAGCUAGGCGAGCAGCAUUGCUGUAGGGUGAUGUACUGCAUGUAUUAUAUUUGUGACCAUGUGAAGAUUUGCAGUUUUGGUAAAUCUAGGGCGCGCAUCCCAAAUAGAUCCCUAUAUAGUGCACUACUUUUGGCUAGGGCCCUGGUCAAAAGUAGUGCGCUAAAUAGGGUGCCAUUUGGGACGCGCCCCCCGUCACUUGGCCCAGGGAGUCGGUCAGGCUGCCAUUGCCACCUGUCUAUAUUCGUAUUGACACACACACACAUAGUGCAGUCUGAUAAUUUGUCUUAAUAUUUGCUAAAUGCAUUAUUAUGUGUCACCGUGGGGCUUUUCAUAUGUCCGUUUCUGCCCACUCAAUCCUGCCUCCACCUCCCAAGAUUAAUUAAUUUGGAAGUCCCCCAACCCCUGGCACAGUGUGAUCUACUGCAAUAUGGCUGUGGAUUCACAGGCAGCCCAACUCUGAUCUUUUGCCAAUAAUUAGGCAAAAGAUCAGAAUUGGGUUGCCUGUUGAAACGCAGCCCAUGUGGCCAGACUAGGGCCCAACUGGCCCAGUAAUUUAUUCCACAGACAGCAUAUGGUUUUGCAUUGUUAAAUUGUCAUGCAUCCCAUUGUUUCUUUUGUUUUGCAGGAAAUAAGGAAGGUAUCUAAUGUACUGUAAAAAGUGGGUCUGCGUUGUAAUUUCUUUGUUACAUUAUUGUAUGCCUUUUUGCUGUUUGUUCUGGGAUUAAAGUUUAUAUUAAAAACCU
Molecule: messenger RNA, 3175 nt
Organism: Coregonus clupeaformis (lake whitefish)
Lineage: Eukaryota; Metazoa; Chordata; Actinopteri; Salmoniformes; Salmonidae
Product: transmembrane protein 87A
Exons: 19
Coding region: 266-1936 (556 amino acids)
Biological process (GO): retrograde transport, endosome to Golgi
Cellular component (GO): Golgi cisterna membrane; Golgi apparatus
Source: RefSeq, a predicted model, not a curated record